AUGGACCAUGGUGGGACGGGAAACAAUGCCAGCUUCGACAUGAUUUCCUCUGCCCUUCGGAACGCCGGCCCCCUGCGGCAGGCUGCCCGCGCCGUGUCCCUCGCCCGGGGGACCGGUCUCCGGGCCCUGUACUCCAGCUCCUCGUCCUCGUCGCCGCCGCACUCGCCCGGUGGCUCGAUGAACUCCGGCACCGCUUCCCUGACCGGGGAUCUCCCCAUGUCGGCGGCCCUGCAAACCGAGCUGAACUCCAUCAUCUCCGCCGGGCAGGCUCCCCCCAAUGACUCGAUGACCUUUGUCCCCACCGACGCCCUGGCCCCCGAGGCCCAGACCACCCCCUCGGCCAGCAACAUUUGCUCCAUGUCUCAGGCCAUGCAGCACCUGGACACCGAGUCCAUGGUGACCGCCCGCCAUGCGACCGCGGCCCGGGCUGCCGCCAGCCAGCCGGCCCCUGCCGCCGUGUCCAUCCUCCCGGCGCGCAUCAUCAGCAGCUGGGUUCUGACCGGCCUGCCGGACUACCCCCUGCAGGACCGUCAGGCGGACUUCGACAGCCUCAUGGCCGACAUCGAGCAGCGCGUCGGGACUUUCCAGUCCUCGCGUGGCCAGGCCGAGCGCUCGGCCAUCGGCUAUCUGACCGACGUCGUGCAGCAUGACCGCUACUCGCAGAUGCUCUCGGCUGCCGGCUUCCCGCCCCUGGAUCCGGGUGCCGACGAGCUGGAGCCCUCGGUCGGUGGCAUGGAGCUGGCCAACGACAUCAAGAAGCGCAAGCGCAAGAUCAAGAAGCACAAGUACAAGAAGCGCCUCAAGGCCACCCGUGCCGAGCGCCGGCGCCGUUGA
Molecule: messenger RNA, 834 nt
Organism: Fonticula alba
Lineage: Eukaryota; Rotosphaerida; Fonticulaceae
Exons: 1
Coding region: 1-834 (277 amino acids)
Biological process (GO): mRNA processing
Source: RefSeq, a predicted model, not a curated record